Molecule: messenger RNA, 14239 nt
Organism: Hyaena hyaena (striped hyena)
Lineage: Eukaryota; Metazoa; Chordata; Mammalia; Carnivora; Hyaenidae
Gene: ANK3
Product: ankyrin 3
Exons: 47
Coding region: 162-12812 (4216 amino acids)
Biological process (GO): signal transduction
Molecular function (GO): protein binding
Source: RefSeq, a predicted model, not a curated record
AGCUUUGACAGCAUCGCUGCAUUUUGAAUGUCUUCCUGCUCCUGGUCAAAGGUUUCUCUCCAGUGAUUGCAAUGCUACUGUAAGCCUGGUUAAAGGUGCCUGAGGAUAACACCUUAUACAAGGAAGCCCUGCGUGCUUGAGAAGAGCUUUUUCAAUGCAUUAUGGCUCAUGCAGCCUCACAAUUAAAGAAAAACAGGGAUUUAGAAAUCAAUGCUGAAGAGGAGACUGAGAAGAAAAGGAAACACCGCAAACGGUCCCGGGAUCGGAAGAAAAAGUCUGAUGCCAAUGCAAGUUAUUUAAGAGCAGCUCGAGCUGGACACCUCGAAAAGGCCCUUGACUACAUAAAAAAUGGGGUUGACAUCAACAUUUGCAACCAGAAUGGGUUGAACGCUCUCCAUCUUGCUUCUAAAGAAGGCCAUGUAGAAGUUGUUUCUGAAUUGCUACAGAGAGAAGCCAAUGUGGAUGCAGCUACAAAGAAAGGGAACACAGCCUUACAUAUAGCAUCUUUGGCUGGGCAAGCAGAAGUGGUAAAAGUCUUGGUCACAAAUGGAGCCAAUGUCAAUGCACAAUCUCAGAAUGGCUUCACGCCAUUGUAUAUGGCAGCCCAGGAAAACCACCUGGAAGUUGUCAAGUUUCUUCUUGACAACGGUGCAAGCCAGAGCCUCGCCACAGAGGAUGGCUUCACACCGUUGGCAGUAGCUUUGCAACAAGGUCAUGAUCAAGUAGUUUCCCUCCUGCUAGAAAAUGACACUAAAGGAAAAGUGCGUCUUCCAGCUCUUCACAUUGCUGCCCGGAAAGACGACACGAAAGCCGCUGCCCUGCUGCUGCAGAAUGACAACAAUGCAGACGUGGAGUCAAAGAGUGGCUUCACUCCGCUCCACAUAGCUGCUCACUAUGGGAAUAUCAAUGUAGCCACGUUGCUGUUAAACCGAGCGGCUGCUGUGGACUUCACGGCAAGGAAUGACAUCACGCCUUUACAUGUUGCGUCAAAAAGAGGAAAUGCCAAUAUGGUAAAACUCUUGCUUGAUCGAGGAGCUAAAAUUGAUGCCAAAACAAGGGACGGUCUGACACCCCUGCACUGUGGAGCAAGGAGUGGCCAUGAGCAAGUGGUGGAAAUGCUGCUUGAUCGAGCUGCCCCCAUUCUUUCAAAAACCAAGAAUGGAUUGUCUCCAUUGCACAUGGCCACACAAGGGGAUCACUUAAACUGUGUCCAGCUUCUCCUCCAGCAUAACGUGCCCGUGGAUGAUGUCACCAAUGACUACCUGACUGCCCUGCAUGUGGCUGCCCACUGUGGCCAUUACAAAGUCGCCAAGGUUCUCUUGGACAAGAAAGCUAAUCCCAAUGCCAAAGCCCUGAAUGGCUUUACCCCUCUCCAUAUUGCCUGCAAGAAGAAUCGGAUUAAAGUCAUGGAACUCCUUCUGAAACAUGGUGCAUCCAUCCAAGCUGUAACCGAGUCGGGCCUUACCCCAAUCCACGUUGCUGCCUUCAUGGGGCAUGUAAAUAUCGUAUCACAACUAAUGCAUCAUGGAGCCUCACCAAACACCACCAAUGUGAGAGGAGAAACAGCACUGCACAUGGCAGCUCGAUCUGGCCAAGCUGAAGUCGUGAGGUAUCUGGUGCAAGAUGGCGCUCAGGUAGAAGCUAAAGCCAAGGAUGACCAAACCCCACUUCACAUUUCUGCCCGAUUGGGGAAGGCAGAUAUAGUACAACAGCUGUUGCAGCAAGGAGCAUCUCCAAAUGCAGCCACGACUUCCGGGUACACCCCACUCCACCUAUCGGCCCGUGAGGGGCAUGAAGACGUAGCUGCAUUCCUUUUGGAUCAUGGCGCAUCUUUAUCUAUAACAACAAAGAAAGGAUUUACUCCUCUCCAUGUGGCCGCAAAAUAUGGGAAGCUAGAAGUAGCCAAUCUCCUGCUACAGAAAAGUGCAUCUCCAGAUGCUGCAGGGAAGAGCGGGCUCACUCCACUGCACGUAGCUGCACAUUAUGAUAAUCAGAAAGUGGCCCUCCUGCUUUUGGACCAAGGAGCCUCACCUCACGCGGCUGCAAAGAAUGGUUAUACGCCACUGCACAUCGCUGCCAAAAAGAACCAGAUGGACAUAGCGACAACUCUGCUGGAAUAUGGUGCUGAUGCAAAUGCAGUUACCCGGCAAGGAAUUGCUUCUGUCCAUCUUGCAGCUCAGGAAGGACAUGUGGACAUGGUGUCACUGCUCCUCAGCAGAAAUGCUAAUGUGAACCUGAGCAAUAAGAGUGGCCUGACCCCUCUCCACCUGGCUGCUCAAGAAGACAGAGUGAAUGUGGCUGAAGUCCUCGUAAACCAAGGGGCAAAUGUGGAUGCCCAGACAAAGAUGGGAUACACACCUCUCCAUGUGGGCUGCCACUAUGGAAACAUCAAGAUUGUUAAUUUCCUGCUCCAGCAUUCUGCAAAAGUUAAUGCCAAGACAAAGAAUGGGUAUACACCGUUACAUCAAGCAGCUCAGCAGGGACACACGCAUAUAAUAAAUGUCUUGCUUCAGAACAACGCUUCCCCCAAUGAACUCACUGUGAAUGGGAACACUGCCCUCGCCAUUGCCCGGAGGCUUGGCUACAUCUCAGUGGUCGACACCCUGAAAGUAGUGACUGAGGAAACCAUGACCACGACUACUAUCAUAGAGAAGCACAAAAUGAAUGUUCCAGAAACGAUGAAUGAAGUCCUUGAUAUGUCUGAUGAUGAAGUUCGUAAAGCCAACGCCCCUGAAAUGCUCAGUGAUGGCGAAUAUAUCUCAGAUGUUGAAGAAGGGGAGGACGCCAUGACAGGUGACACGGACAAAUACCUGGGGCCCCAGGACCUUAAGGAGCUGGGCGAUGAUUCUCUCCCUGCAGAGGGCUACAUGGGCUUUAGUCUUGGGGCUCGUUCCGCCAGCCUCCGCUCCUUCAGUUCGGAUAGGUCGUACACCUUGAACAGAAGCUCCUAUGCGCGGGACAGCAUGAUGAUUGAAGAACUCCUUGUACCAUCCAAAGAGCAGCAUCUAACAUUUACAAGAGAAUUUGAUUCAGAUUCUCUUAGACAUUAUAGCUGGGCUGCAGAUACCUUGGACAAUGUCAAUCUUGUCUCAAGUCCUGUUCAUUCUGGGUUUCUGGUCAGCUUUAUGGUGGAUGCAAGAGGAGGCUCCAUGAGAGGGAGCCGUCACCACGGGAUGAGAAUCAUCAUCCCCCCACGCAAGUGUACGGCCCCCACCCGAAUCACCUGCCGUUUGGUAAAGAGACAUAAACUGGCCAACCCACCCCCCAUGGUGGAAGGAGAGGGAUUAGCCAGUAGGCUGGUAGAAAUGGGUCCUGCAGGGGCACAAUUUUUAGGCCCUGUCAUAGUGGAAAUCCCUCACUUUGGGUCCAUGAGAGGAAAAGAGAGAGAACUCAUUGUUCUUCGAAGUGAAAAUGGAGAAACAUGGAAGGAGCAUCAGUUUGACAGCAAAAAUGAAGAUUUAACCGAAUUACUCAAUGGCAUGGAUGAAGAACUUGACAGCCCAGAGGAGCUGGGGAAAAAGCGUAUCUGCAGGAUCAUCACAAAGGACUUCCCCCAGUAUUUCGCUGUGGUUUCACGGAUCAAGCAAGAAAGCAACCAGAUUGGCCCUGAAGGCGGGAUCCUCAGCAGCACCACUGUGCCCCUUGUCCAGGCUUCAUUCCCAGAGGGUGCUUUAACCAAAAGAAUCCGCGUGGGCCUCCAGGCCCAGCCUGUUCCAGAUGAAAUUGUGAAAAAGAUCCUUGGAAACAAAGCAACAUUUAGCCCAAUCGUCACUGUGGAACCAAGAAGAAGGAAAUUCCAUAAACCUAUCACAAUGACCAUCCCGGUGCCCCCACCCUCAGGAGAAGGCGUGUCCAAUGGGUACAAGGGGGACACCACACCCAGUCUGCGCCUGCUCUGUAGCAUCACAGGAGGCACCUCGCCUGCUCAGUGGGAAGAUAUCACAGGAACUACACCUCUGACAUUUAUAAAGGAUUGUGUCUCUUUUACAACCAAUGUUUCAGCCAGAUUUUGGCUUGCAGACUGCCAUCAAGUUUUAGAAACUGUGGGGUUAGCCUCACAGCUGUACAGAGAACUAAUAUGUGUUCCAUAUAUGGCCAAGUUCGUUGUUUUUGCCAAAAUGAAUGAUCCUGUAGAAUCCUCCCUGCGCUGUUUCUGCAUGACAGAUGACAAAGUAGACAAAACUUUAGAGCAGCAAGAAAAUUUUGAGGAGGUUGCAAGAAGCAAAGAUAUUGAGGUUCUGGAAGGAAAACCUAUUUAUGUUGACUGUUAUGGAAAUCUGGCCCCACUCACUAAAGGGGGACAGCAGCUGGUUUUUAACUUUUACGCUUUCAAAGAAAAUAGACUGCCAUUUUCCAUCAAGAUUAGAGACACCAGCCAAGAGCCCUGUGGUCGUCUGUCUUUUCUGAAAGAACCAAAGACAACAAAAGGACUCCCUCAAACAGCUGUUUGCAACUUAAAUAUCACUCUGCCGGCACAUAAAAAGGCCGAGAAAGCAGAUAGACGACAGAGCUUUGCAUCUUUAGCGUUACGUAAGCGCUACAGCUACUUGACUGAGCCUGGAAUGAUUGAACGGAGUACAGGAGCAACAAGAUCCCUCCCCACCACUUACUCAUACAAGCCAUUCUUUUCUACAAGACCAUACCAGUCCUGGACAACAGCUCCGAUCACAGUGCCUGGGCCAGCCAAGUCAGGCUUCACUUCCUUAUCAAGCUCUUCCUCUAAUACGCCAUCAGCUUCUCCGUUAAAAUCAAUAUGGUCUGUUUCGACUCCUUCUCCAAUCAAGUCCACAUUAGGCGCAUCAACUACGUCUUCAGUUAAAUCCAUUAGUGAUGUGGCAUCUCCAAUUAGAUCCUUUCGGACAAUUUCUUCACCGAUAAAAACAGUGGUGUCACAAUCUCCAUACAAUAUCCAAGUUUCCUCUGGUACCCUGGUUAGAGCUCCCACAGUCCCAGAGGCCUCGCCUUUAAAAGGGCUGGCAUCCAAUUCUACGUUUUCCUCCCGAACCUCUCCAGUGACUACAGCGGGGUCUCUUUUGGAGAGGUCAUCAAUUACUAUGACCCCCCCUGCGUCCCCCAAAUCAAACAUUAAUAUGUAUUCCUCAAGUUUGCCAUUUAAGUCAAUUAUUACAUCAGCAGCUCCGCUAAUAUCUUCGCCUCUAAAGUCAGUGGUGUCUCCAGUGAAAUCAGCAGUUGAUGUCAUUUCAUCGGCUAAAGUUACAAUGGCCUCUUCUCUCUCAUCACCUGUGAAACAGAUGCCUGGACAUGCAGAGGUAGCAUUAGUCAACGGAUCUAUUUCCCCCCUGAAAUAUCCGUCAUCUUCAACUUUAAUUAACGGAUGCAAAGCCACUGCCACGUUACAGGAAAAAAUUUCUACGGCUACAAACUCUGUGAGCACUGUGGUCAAUGCAGCCACUGACACAGUUGAGAAAGUGUUUUCUACCACAACAGCAAUGCCAUUUUCCCCACUCAGGUCAUACGUUUCUUCGGCACCAUCUGCUUUUCAGUCCCUAAGAACUCCUUCCGCAAGUGCACUCUAUACAUCCCUUGGGUCAUCAAUAUCUGCAACUACCUCAUCUGUAACUUCAUCUAUAAUAACAGUGCCAGUAUACUCUGUAGUCAAUGUUUUGCCAGAACCAGCAUUAAAGAAACUUCCAGACUCUAGUUCACUUACAAAAUCAGCAGCAGCCUUGCUGUCACCCAUUAAAACAUUGACUACGGAGACACGUCCUCAGCCCCAUUUCAAUCGAACUUCAUCUCCAGUUAAGUCGUCUUUGUUCCUUGCACCCUCUGCCCUUAAGUUGUCUACACCAUCUUCUUUAUCUUCCAGUCAGGAGAUAUUAAAAGACGUGGCUGAAAUGAAAGAAGACCUCAUGCGGAUGACUGCAAUACUACAAACAGACGUGCCUGAGGAGAAGCCAUUCCAACCCGAACUCCCGAAAGAAGGGAGAAUCGACGAUGAAGAACCUUUCAAAAUUGUUGAGAAAGUAAAGGAAGACUUGGUGAAAGUGAGUGAAAUCCUUAAAAAAGAUGUGUGUUUAGAUAAUAAAGGACCACCCAAAUCACCAAAGAGUGACAAAGGACUCUCUCCCGAAGACGACUGGAUAGAAUUUAGUUCAGAAGAAAUAAGAGAAGCCAGACAACAAGCUGCCGCGAGCCAUUCCCCAUCUCUGCCAGAGAGAGUGCAAGUGAAAGCAAAAGCCGCCUCUGAGAAGGAUUAUAACUUGACCAAAGUUAUUGAUUACUUAACAAAUGAUAUUGGGAGUAGUUCGUUGACAAAUUUAAAGUACAAGUUUGAGGAUGCAAAGAAGGAUGGUGAAGAGAGACAGAAAAGGAUUUUGAAGCCAGCAAUUGCUUUGCAGGAACACAAACUCAAAAUGCCUCCAGCCUCCAUGAGGCCCUCCACCUCUGAGAAAGAGUUGUGUAAAAUGGCGGAUUCCUUUUUUGGAACAGAUACUAUUUUAGAGUCUCCGGAUGACUUUUCUCAACAUGACCAAGACAAAAGCCCUUUGUCUGACAGUGGCUUUGAAACAAGAAGUGAAAAAACGCCUUCAGCACCACAGAGCGCUGAAAGCACUGGCCCUAAGCCACUUUUUCACGAAGUCCCCAUCCCUCCUGUCAUUACCGAAACAAGAACUGAAGUGGUGCACGUUAUCAGGAGCUAUGAGCCCUCGGCUGGAGAUGCUCCCCCAUGCCAACCAGAGGAGCCGGUGUCACCCAAACCUUCACCUACUUUUACGGAACUGGAGCCAAAGCCCACCACCUCUAGUAUUAAGGAAAAAGUGAAAGCAUUUCAAAUGAAAGCCAAUGGUGAAGAAGAGGACCACAGUCGGGUUCUGAGCAAAGGCAUGCGUGUUAAGGAAGAGACUCACAUAACCACGACCACCAGAAUGGUCUAUCAUUCUCCACCAGGCAGUGAAGGGGCCUCUGAAAGAAUUGAAGAAACCAUGUCAGUCCAUGACAUAAUGAAGGCCUUUCAGUCCGGGCGGGACCCUUCCAAAGAACUGGCAGGUCUGUUUGAGCAUAAGUCGGCAGUGCCUCCAGAUGUUCACAAGUCUGCUGCUGAAACCCCAGCCCAGCAUGCAGAGAAGGACAACCAAAUGAAACCCAAACUGGAGCGUAUAAUAGAAGUCCACAUCGAAAAAGGUAACCAAGCUGAGCCCACUGAAGUCAUUAUUAGAGAAACCAAAAAGCAUCCAGAAAAGGAAAUGUAUGUAUAUCAGAAAGACUUAUCCCGGGGAGAUAUUAACCUAAAAGAUUUUCUGCCAGAAAAACACGAUGCUUUUCCUUGUUCAGAGGAACAGGGUCAGCAAGAAGAAGAAGAACUCACUGCCGAAGAGUCAUUGCCUUCUUAUCUGGAGUCUUCCAGAGUAAACACUCCUGUGUCCCAAGAAGAAGAUAGUCGCCCUAGUUCUGCUCAACUCAUAUCUGAUGACUCUUAUAAAACAUUGAAGCUUUUGAGUCAACACUCAAUAGAAUACCAUGACGAUGAGUUGUCAGAACUAAGAGGGGAGUCUUACAGGUUUGCUGAGAAAAUGCUUCUGUCAGAAAAGCUAGAUGUGUCUCAUUCUGAUACCGAGGAAUCGGUUACAGACCAUGCAGGACCCCCUAGCUCAGAGUUACAGGGGUCUGAUAAGCGGUCCAGAGAAAAAGUAGUCACUGCCCCCAAAAAAGAAAUUCUCUCCAAAAUCUAUAAAGAUGUGUCUGAAAAUGGUGUAGGUAAAGUGUCUAAAGAUGAGCAUUUUGAUAAAGUGACAGUGUUGCACUAUUCUGGCGAUGUUAGUAGUCCAAAACAUGCCAUGUGGAUGCGCUUUACUGAGGACAGAUUAGACAGAGGUAGAGAGAAGUUGAUAUAUGAAGAUAGGGUGGACAGGACUGUGAAGGAAGCUGAAGAAAAACUGACUGAAGUGUCACAGUUUUUUCGUGACAAAACCGAAAAGCUAAACGAUGAACUGCAGUCCCCAGAGAAAAAGCCACGCCCUAGAAAUGGUAAAGAAUACUCUUCUCAAAGCUCUACCAGUAGCAGCCCCGAAAAGGUACUGCUGACAGAACUGUUGGCAUCCAGUGAUGAGUGGGUUAAGGCAAGGCAGCAUGGCCAUGACGGACAAGGCUUCCCCAAAGCCGAUGAGAGGAAAGAAUCCAGUCUGCCGAGCAGCUCAGAGAAGAAGGUUCUCUCCCAACAGCCUGAGGACAGCAAGUCCAUGGAGGAAGCCAAAGAAAGCAUUUCGCAGAGCAAAGCACCAGAAGGGCCCCAAUCUGGCUUUCAGCUCAAACAAUCCAAACUCAGUUCCAUUAGAUUAAAAUUUGAACAAGGUGCACAGGCAAAGAGUAAGGACGUAUCUCAAGAAGACAAAAAGCCAGAGGGCCAAUCCAGAAUCCCAGUCAAAAAAAUCCAGGAGAGCAAGCUGCCUGUGUACCAAGUUUUUGCCAGAGAAAAGCAGCAGAAGGCAGUAGACCUCCCAGAUGAAAGUGCGUCUGUGCAAAAUGAUUUUAUGGUCCUGAGGGCUAAAGAGGAGCACGUCCAAAGCAAUGAAAUUGUCGUAAAUGAUUCUGGCUCUGAGGAUGUGAAGACACAGAGAACUGAAAUGUCAAGUAAAGCAAUGCCUGACUAUUUUUCUGAGCAACAGGCUAAAGACUUGGCAUGUCAUGUAACCUCAGAUUUAGCCACUAAGGGACCAUGGGACAAAAAGGUCUUUAGAACAUGGGAAAGUUCUGGAGCCGCUAACAAUAAGUUGCAGAAAGAAAAACUUUCACAUGUACUUGUUCAUGAUGUAAGAGAGAAUCACAUUGGUCACCCUGAGAGUAAGAUUGUUGAUCAAAGGAGUGAAUUUAUGUCUGUGACUGAGAGAGAACACAAGUUGUUAACAAAUGGCUCUCUCUCAGAAAUUAAGGAAAUGACUGUAAAAUCUCCCUCCAAAAAGGUCUUAUAUAGGGAAUAUGUUGUGAAAGAAGGGGAACGGCCGGGUGGAUCUCUGGAACAACCUUCCAGGAGGGGUGAGAGCUCACCGGCAUCACACAUCCCGGUCAGAGCUGCAGAGGGACGCAGAAUGCUAUCUUCUGAUAUUCCUGAUGGUUUUUGUGAGCAGCCGACAUUUCCCCAACAUGAACUAUCACCAAAGUUGCCCCAAUCAAGUAUGAGUAAAGAGACAGUUGAGAUGCAGCACUUUAAUUCUAUAGAAGAUGAAAAAGUUACCUAUUCAGAAAUCAGCAAAGUUUCCAAACGACAGAGUUAUGUAGGCUUAUGCCCUCCUCUCGAUGAAACUGAAACCUCUCCCACCAAAUCUCCUGAUUCCUUAGAGUUUAGCCCAGGAAAGGAAUCUCCCUCUAGCGAUGUGUUCGACCACAGUCCCCUUGAUGGAUUGGAAAGAGUUGCUCCACUAGCCCAGACAGAGGGAGGGAAAGACAUAAAAACUUUACCUGUUUAUGUCAGUUUUGUACAGGUGGGGAAGCAAUAUGAAAAGGAGAUACAGCAAGGAAGUGUAAAAAAGAUCAUAAGUCAGGAGUGUAAGACAGUACAAGAGACCAGGGGGACCUUUUAUACAACUAGACAGCAGAAGCAGCCUCCUUCUCCCCAAGGUAGUCCAGAAGACGACACUCUUGAGCAAGUUUCCUUUCUAGACAGCUCUGGGAAAAGCCCUUUAACCCCAGAAACACCCAGUUCAGAGGAAGUGAGUUAUGAAUUCACCUCUAAGACACCAGACUCGCUCAUAGCUUAUAUACCAGGCAAACCCAGCCCAAUUCCUGAGGUUUCUGAGGAAUCUGAGGAGGAGGAGCAGGCCAAGUCAUCCUCCUUAAAGCAGACUACGGUGGAGGAAGCAACUUUGGAGCGUGAAAUGCCUACUGAUGUGAGCAAAGACUCUAACCAAAGACCCAAAACCAAUAGAGUUGCCUAUAUUGAGUUCCCCCCUCCUCCACCACUGGAUGCAGACCAGAUGGAACCCGAUAAAAAGCAUCAUUAUCUCCCUGAAAGAGAGGUUGACAUGAUUGAAGUCAGUCUGCAAGAUGAACAUGACAAGUACCAGCUGGCCGAACCGGUCAUCAGAGUGCAGCCGCCUUCUCCAGUUCCUCCUGGGGCAGACAUCAGUGAUUCGAGCGAUGACGAAUCCAUCUAUCAGCCAGUCCCAGUUAAAAAAUACACCUUCAAAUUAAAGGAAGUAGACGAUGAACAAAAAGAAAUGACCACAUCCAAAACUCCUGCUGACAAGGCUUCCAACCAGAAAGAAUUGGAAACUAAUGGAUCUGGAAAAGAUACUGAAUUUGGCCUUGGCUUCGACUCACCUCAGAAUGAAACUGCACAGAAUGGGAACAAUGACCAGUCCAUCACAGAGUGUUCCAUUGCUACCACGGCCGAGUUUUCUCAUGACACAGAUGCCACAGAGAUUGACUCUCUGGAUGGCUACGACCUGCAAGAUGAAGAUGAUGGCCUGACAGAGAGUGAUUCUAAACUCCCAUGUCAAACCAUGGAAAUUAAGAAAGAUGUCUGGAACACAGAGGGCAUUCUGAAGCCAGCUGAUCGCUCCUUUAGCCAAAGUAAACUUGAAGUUAUCGAGGAGGAGGAGGGAAGGGUGGGACCAGACGAAGAUAAGCCACCUUCUAAAAGUUCCUCAUCUGAAAAGACCCCUGAUAAGACUGACCAGAAAUCAGGGGCCCAGUUUUUCACUCUAGAAGGCAGACAUCCUGACAGAUCAGUGUUUCCUGAUACUUACUUCAGUUACAAAGUAGAUGAAGAAUUUGCCACUCCUUUUAAAACAGUAGCUACCAAAGGUCUAGAUUUUGAUCCCUGGUCUAAUAACCGAGGGGAUGAUGAAGUUUUUGACAGUAAAUCACGGGAAGAUGAAACUAAGCCAUUUGGUCUGGCUGUGGAAGACCGCUCGCCAGCAACAACCCCUGAUACAACGCCAGCCAGAACGCCAACUGAUGAAAGUACCCCAACUAGUGAGCCUAACCCCUUCCCAUUUCAUGAAGGGAAAAUGUUUGAGAUGACUCGCAGUGGUGCAAUUGACAUGAGCAAGAGGGAUUUUGUUGAAGAGAGGCUCCAAUUUUUCCAGAUUGGUCCACAGAGUCCAUGUGAACGGACAGAUAUCAGGAUGGCAAUAGUAGCCGAUCACCUGGGACUUAGUUGGACAGAACUGGCAAGGGAACUGAAUUUUUCAGUGGAUGAAAUCAAUCAAAUACGUGUGGAAAAUCCAAAUUCUUUAAUUUCUCAAAGCUUCAUGUUAUUAAAAAAAUGGGUUACCAGAGACGGAAAAAAUGCUACAACUGAUGCCUUAACUUCAGUCUUGACAAAAAUUAAUCGAAUAGAUAUAGUGACUCUGCUAGAAGGACCGAUAUUUGAUUAUGGAAAUAUUUCAGGCACCAGGAGUUUUGCAGAUGAGAACAAUGUUUUCCAUGACCCUGUUGAUGGUUAUCCUUCCCUUCAAGUGGAACUGGAAACUCCCACAGGGUUGCACUACACACCACCCACCCCUUUCCAGCAAGAUGAUUAUUUUAGUGAUAUCUCUAGCAUAGAGUCUCCCCUUAGAACCCCCAGUAGACUGAGUGAUGGGCUAGUGCCUUCCCAGGGGAACAUAGAGCAUUCAGCAGAUGGACCUCCAGUCGUAACUGCAGAAGACACUUCAUUAGAAGACAGCAAACUCGAAGACUCAAUACCUUUAACAGAAAUGCCUGAUGCAGUGGAUGUAGAUGAGAGCCAGUUGGCGAAUGUAUGUCUGAGUGAGUAUCCUCAAUACCUCGGAAGUAUGGCUGGGGUCCCAAAAGAUGUUAAACCAGCAGAGCCACUGAAACAGACUAGUAAAGUAAGAGUAAGCUCUGAGCAGCAAGAGAAAGGAAAAUCUGGUCCUGAUGAGGAGAUGACGGAAGAAAAACUCAGAUCUCUAUUUGAGGACAUUCAACUUGAAGAAGGAGUAGAGUCUGAGGAGAUGACAGAAGAAAAAGUACAGGCUAUUCUUAAACGUGUUCAGCAAGCAGAACUGGAAAUGUCUUCAAUUGCAGGUUGGCAGAACGAGACAUCAGGUGGAAACCUAGAGUCCCCUGCUCAAGCUCGAAGACUAACCGGUGGGUUACUAGAAAGACUGGAUGACAGCCCUGAUCAGUGUCGAGAUUCCAUUACCUCAUAUCUCAAAGGAGAACCUGGAAAAUUUGAAGCAAAUGGGAGCCACACAGAAGUCACUCUCGAAGCAAAGACAAAAUCUUACCUUCCAGAAUCCCAAAAUGAUGUAGGGAAACAGAGCACUAAGGAAACUCUGAAACCAAAAGUCCAUGGAUCUGGUCGUGUUGAGGAACCAGCAUCAUCAUUAGCAGCCUAUCAGAAAGCUCUAGAAGAAACCAGCAAGUUUGUAAUAGAAGAGCCUAAACCCUGUGUGCCUCUCAGUAUGAAAAAGAUGAGUAGGACUUCCCCUGCAGAUGGCAAGCCAAGGCUUAACCUGCAUGAAGAAGAGGGGUCCAGUGGGUCUGAGCAAAAGGUCAAAAGUCCGGGUGCGGCUCUUACACGGAUGACUGUCUGCUGUUACAAGGACUUGAAAGACAGUGAGAGUGAUUCGAGCUCAGAGGAAGAACGGAGAGUCACUACCCGAGUUAUUCGCCGGCGUUUGAUUAUAAAGGGAGAGGAAGCAAAAAGCAUUCCUGGUGAAUCUGUCACAGAAGAACAGUUUACUGAUGAAGAAGGCAACCUCAUCACCAGAAAAAUUACUCGGAAAGUAAUAAGACGAAUUGCUAUCCCACCAGAGAGAAAACAUGAUGACAUGCAGGGAGAAGGUUAUAAGGUGAAGACAGUGAAGAAGGAAAUCCGGCAUGUGGAAAAGAAGAGCCAUUCAUAACAGUAAACGGAUCAUGUGAUUUUACUGCCAGUAUUGAGGAAGUCAUGGAAGAGAUGUCAGCAGGAAGUAAAAAUUCAUGGAGAAGGGUGUGUGUGUUUGCUGCUUCCACACAUUAAUGGCAUGAUUUUUUUUUAAUGCAAAAAGAAAAAAAAGAAAUCUACCCACAUUUUAAUUUAGCAUGAGCCAAUUUACAGAGCAUGGAAAUUCACUUUCAUUCCCAGGAUUGGCGCGUGUGCAAUUAGCAAUGCAGUGUAUAUACAAGAAGCCAUGCUGUUAACAGUUUAUCUUAAGUAAUUUGGUGUCAUUUAAAAAAGGAAGAAAUUCCUGCCGCCAGAAGGGACAGAAGAUGGGAUGAUGAAAUCACAGAGAAACACUAAAAUUACUAACUCCACAACAGCUCGCCUUAUUUUUCUUGGACCCAAACUGUCAGGGUAUAAACACUAUUUGUUUCUUUUUUAAAACAUCUAUAGUUUUGCUGUAAAUAAUAACACUGUAUAAAUUCUAACAGAAAAAUAGAAUAAAUGUUGAUAAGGCACUGCCUCUUAGAACACAAACAGAAUAUUGCAAAUGCAUUUAACAUACUAGGGGUCUCCAGUGACUUCACCCUAGAAGAGGAGGGAGGGGCUCUGGGUGGGGGGAUCUUCACUGAUUCUUGUAUAUUAGCAAUUAUAAUGUUUGUAUAUGCAAAACUGCUAGCUUGAUUUUAAAAAAACAAAAACAAAUCUUUAAAAUCUGCUGCAAAUUUAAAUAAUUCCCAAAAUGAGGAAUUCUGUAGUUCUGUGAAAAAAUUUUUUCUUCAGAAUACUAAUAUUUUGAUGCAUGUGUAUCACCUUAUUUUGAUUAAAUCUUUUCCAAUUUUGCAAACACUACAGUAAACGGCAACACAGAAGAUUUUAUCUGUAAACACAAAGCCCUUCAUCUAAUAUUUGUUGCUAUUGCCAAUUUUUCAAUGAAAUGACCUAAAAAUGAAAAAAAAAUAACCUAUACAGUAGUUGCUUUAGGGGGCGGGGGGUGCUGUUAGUGCUUAAAAGGGGGUAAUGCUUGCCGCUUUAGAGGUGGAUGGUGCUCAUAAGAGGCCCCAGUCGGGGGUAUUUAAAAUGGACUGAACAGAAAUUCUUAGCUCGUAGAAUGGCAGCACGCUGUACAAUUAUUACUGUAUCGUGUACUGGCUAUAAGAUGUAGACACCUUUGAAUAAGCCAAUCAUUUGUAACCAUUCUAGCAGUGUCAUAUUAGGUUAAUAAGGCUGCUGUGUUUUAAAGGGCAUUUUUAUUUAGGUUUUGGUGAAAUCCUUUAAUUUGUUGAUUAUAUUCAUAUAAAAUCAGCAUUCAUUGACACAUAGCUCUAAUGACAUGUAUGAAAAACCAUACACUGGAUGACCUAGUCGAUUAUUUAAGCAUAAAAUAAAUUGUGUUAAACUCUUCACCCA